AUGGACUUCAAGGGUGAUAAAAACUAUGAAACCGUUUCGAUUUCCUCCAUCUCGACGAAGGUCAAUAGUUUUACCACCCCAUCAACGCCUGGAUGGCGACCGACAUACAUACGAAGACGAGUGCUAAUGGCAUUCGUGAUCGUCUUCUGUGGCAUCAUUGCAACUCUCGAAGUCCUCAACCACAUCUCCUCGACAAACCAAGGACUUGCCUCAUCCACCGAAAGCCGUCACUAUCUUUGGACCUACGGACCAACCGCCAUUCUUACUCUCAUCUCUGCCUUCUGGGGUCGUGUGGAAUUUCAAGCCAAACAAAGCGUACCAUGGCAAGCUAUGCUUCAAAAGCCCGAGACGCCGGAGAAAAGUAUACUACUUGACUAUAUCUCUGAGAUGCAACCCUUCGCAAUGAUUCGAGCCAUUCGUAAUCGGCAUCAUAUCGUUACUUCGGGAAUUAGUGGCUCGCUACUUCUGCGCCUCCUUCUCAUCAUCUCAACUUCUCUGUUCAGUCUUCAGGAAGUGGGAGUGAACAAGGGAAAGAUUCCAAUCCAAAUACAGGGAAACGUGAGCAAGCUGAGUGUUUCGGACUUUUCUACCGCUUCCAAUCAGCCGUUCGAUGCCAUCAAUGGUAUUCUCUUCGAAAAUGUCUCCUAUGAAGAUGGUACCACUGCGAACUUUAGUUUCCCCACAUUCUCGACAUCUAGCACCUCGAACGAGUCUGUUGUCCUCGCAAACCUUACUGGUCUUGCCCCGGACCUGGAAUGUGAGCCUGCGACUCUUGGGUUUAAUACUUGGUCGAUUGAGCGCGUUGAGUAUCUCCAACAAAAACUGGUAUAUCCGCCACAAAACGAUGUGCUCUCAUCUUCCUCAUGCAAAAUACAAAACAUUUCAACGGUUUUGGGCUUGCCAAGUUUUGGAACUCUAUUGGGCACUCGAGAAACAGCCUUUGCUGCCCUAUUCAAAGCAGGCCAAUGCGAAGGCUCAGAUGGGUCCGAUGGGAAGCGCAUUAUACUAGCGGCAAUAGAAACAAAACUAAGCAAAAAGACUACGCCAAUCCCGACCAACUACACCCUUGAUGGUAGCCCUGAAGGAGCAACUGAAUGGCCGAAAAAUAUCACUGUAAACAAUGCUGUGAAUUUGAUAUGCAAGCCGAUAGUAUCUCUUGUGAAAUUACUAGUAAAGUCCAACGCGACCGAAACAUCCCCGAACAUGGAUAUACAGACGUUUGAAGUUGAGAACACAGUACCACCUGGUCUGGAAGCAUGGGAUAUUGCCAGCAACAUAGUCUCAGAGUCCUCAAUCGUAGCAUCUGAUGAAUCAUCAGCUGCGUGGACCGAGCAACCUAUAUCUCACUCAAAUCUGUUUCAAAAUACAAAUGAGACACAGAUGACUGUUGACUAUGCUAUACAAUUAGGAGCUAUGCUUAUUGGAGAGACCAAAAACUACACUGAUUUCCUUGAAAAAUGUGUACUUUUGAAUGCGGCUUCCAGCUAUUACCGCGCAAUUGGUUCCCAGCUAGUCCAUCAGGGAUUUAUUUCUCAAGGGAAGAUUGCAUCUAGUGGCUUUCAAAUUCUUACCGAAAAUAGGGUCACCAUGACCCAGUUAACACUUCGCGCGAUGGAAGUUUGUCUGGCACUUGCUAUUAUAUUUGCUAUAAAUAUGAUUGUGUUUGCUCCACGGACUGAGUUAUCUCCCUACAACCCAACGUCUAUUUCGGCGGCAGCUGCAAUCAUGUCGAGCAGCAAGGUGCUUCGCAAAACUCUUCGUGGAAGCAGCUCCAAGCCUCUAGAGGCCAUAACCACCCUUUUGGAAGGAAAGCUCUACCAUACGGAGUUGGCUCCAGGGGGCUUCUCAAUUGCUGCCAGGGCCAACAAUACCGAGAAGAAUGCGAAGCAUACCGACAUUGAGAUCGAUCCUAAAAGGAAGCUUCACUGGAGUCCUUUCCCAACGUUUAUUUUUCGUGUCCUUUUAUUCAUUGUGAUAGCACUUUUGAUAGCUGUCUUGGAGAUUGUUCUAUAUGUGUCCGAUGCAAACGAUGGACUGGGAGACAUAUCUUCCAGUAGUGGAACUGUACACUAUACAUGGACCAUACUUCCUGCUCUGAUGAUGGUCCUUAUCGGUGUUCUUUUUGGCAGCAUAGAUUCUAACACUCGGUGCUUGGCGCCAUACAUCCAUCUGAGAGACAAAGCCGGAGCACUCCCCUCACAGUUCAUGUCUGUUGAUUUUAUGGACUCCCUCAACACCACCAAUAUUCUCAAAUCUGCGAAACUGAAGCAAUUUGCUGUCUUGACUACAACAUUGUGCACAUUAGUCACAUCUGUCUUGACCAUCGUUACGAGUGGUCUUUAUACCACCAUGGACGUACCGGGGUAUAUUACCUUGGAAUUCAAUCAAGAAUCAACAUUUUAUGGGAGUGAGGUCUACUACACAAGCCCCGAUGGCACAGACUCUUCUUUCCAGGACAAAGGUCUUUUAACAUCCGAGUACAUUCUCCGUGAUGAUUUUGACUACCCUAAAUGGACAUACGAGGAGCUCGCUUUUCCUGAAAUUUCACUUAAUUCAACGACCUCUACUACAACAGAUCUCACCGACGCAUAUGCAGACAUCACCGUCCCUGCCAUGAGAGCAACAGUAACCUGCAAGUUCCAGUCAGGUGCAGAUCUCAAUGCAACACGCUACAAGUACUAUGGCCAGAACUACACCACGUUCGACCUCUUCUUCGCGCCCUGCAACUAUAGUAGCACCCAUACUUCCUGGGUAAAAGAGGAGUAUAAUUAUAUGCGCCUCAAUGGUGGAUCAAGCUUUGGAUUUACGGCCUUCAACCCCUGUACAGUGGAAAGUGGCGAUUACAUUGCAAACACAAAAGACACUGCUACCAUCAACCCUCUUGGGGGCACAAUAUCAUAUAUCUGGGGCUCUCUUAAUAACAACUCAUUCUCACAUGUUGCCGCAUUGACGUGUCGAGAGUCAGCUGAGAUGGUCGAUACAAAGACCCGGUUUACAUUACCAGAUUUCAAUAUUUCCACAGAGAUUCCUCCUCAACCCGAUGAAUCAACGGCCAGACCAGCCAUAAACUAUACAAACAGCGAAGACUGGACAAGCUCCACCGAGUCAGGAACAGUAAAUAGCUUUGAUAGCUUCUUCAGCGCGCUAGUUUAUGGUAAAUAUGCCAUUCCAAUGGAGUAUCUUGCCAACGAAGCAGACAAUGAGAAGGUGAUUAGCGCUGUGAAGUUCCAACAUCGUGUCGUCAAGGCGCAGAUAUUCAAUUCCUUUAAUCGGGAGUCUGUUGGAAAUUCCUCGUCUUAUCCAUCUCCUGCGACGCUACGAGGAAAAGUUACUACACCAGGACGACUACGUUUAUUCCAGGAUGCUGUCUCGACCCGGGUUCUGGAAGCGUUGCUUGGCACAUUGCUUAUUCUGGGUAUCUUGGGCUCUUUGUUGACGAAUACGGAUCAUGUUUUACCUAAGAAUCCAUGUAGUAUUGCUGCUGUGGCGAGCUUACUGGCUGAUUCAAAUAUCCUACAUCGUUAUACUCCCGACAUUGGAGAUCCAAAUGCGAAGGAGGUCGAAGAGAGGCUUUUUGCGGAUUGUCGGUUCUUUCUGGGUUGGUGCUAUGAUGGGCCUUUGAGAGGGUUCAAUGAUGAUAGAUUUACGAUUUAUCUUACUGAUUAUGGAAUUGAAAAGAAGCUUCAGCUUCCUCCGAGUCGAGAGGGAUGGGUUUGA
This is a messenger RNA of Penicillium angulare, 3717 nucleotides long. RefSeq names its product DUF3433 domain-containing protein. The transcript has a single exon. The record is from RefSeq and is a predicted model, not a curated record. Bases 1 to 3717 code for a protein of 1238 amino acids. NCBI's taxonomy places the organism in Eukaryota, Fungi, Ascomycota, Eurotiomycetes, Eurotiales, Aspergillaceae.